AUCAUUAAUUAAAAGAAUGAAACUGUGCACUUGAAUAAAAUUUUUGAUUUCCAAUAUUUCUUUUGUUUUGAAGAAUUGGACUUUACAUAGAAGUGAUGAUUGUUCUGCGUACUGUACUGGCUUGCUUGUUCUUGGAGUUAGUAUCAGGAAGCAGGAUGUUUAAGAAAAUGAAGAAAAUCUCCAAGCCAACAUGGGAUCAAUUUACUAAUAGACAGAUUGUUGAGUCCAGCAUCAUAGAGUGUUCUGGAGCCUGUGCCAGGAUGAAGGAUACAUGCAAUGCUGUGCAUUUUGAAGCUUCAAAUAAUACUUGCUCCUUUGCACAGUUGAGUUUACUGGAGGAGCCUCCUGAGGAGAAAGCACUUUCUGUGUUCAUGAAAGCUCAAGCGUUCAAAUCUCUGGAACAAAAAGAAAGUUUUCUUCUAAUUGGACAAGGGGUUGACUUGGUCCAAUCAUAUCCAUGUAAUUUUACUUUGCCUGUAGAUUUUUAUUAUACUACAGGAGGGAUUGCAGUUCUCAACGGAAAAGUCUACAUUUACAACCAUAAAACCAAUAAGUGUUACCACCGUAGCAUGGUGUUGUCUGGACCCUGGGAUGAAAUACCAGACUGUGUGACACCUGCUAGAAGUGCCCCCGAUUUGACAACUGUUGGACCAUAUAUUAUGAUGACCGGGGGCUAUAAUGGGGGUCUCCUUGAUAAUAUUGAGCGCUUUGAUGGUACAACGUGGACAACCCUUAGCAAAAAACUAAGCCAAAGAACAGCUGAUCACUGUGCUGUAGAAAUAAGUUACACAGAAAUGAUUGUUCUUGGUGGUAAUCAGCGGUGGGCAAUGGUUGAGAAAUAUGAUGUUGAUGGAAAUAUGGUUGAAACACUACCAAACCUCAAGAUAGGAAGAAGAUACAUUGGAUGUGGUAUUUUUCAAGGAGAAAUCUACGCUGCAGGAGGAGGUGGCCAUUCUAGUGUGGAAGUGUACAAUUUUGAGAGCAGGACCUGGAGAAUGAUUUCCAGCUUCAAAUCAGCUGUACAGUUCCCUAACUUGCAUGUUUACAAGGGAAAUCUCAUCAUGUUUGGUAUUAGUAACACAAUUGAGAUCUUUAACGGAGAAACAUGGGAGACUGCAUCUGAGUCUCUUGGAAAGAACUUUACAAAUGGUCUCUCAGUCAAAGUACCCUGCCAUUGAGCAUCUUGAAUUUCGAACGCCAAUUUCUUUCAUUUGCUCUAAACUAACUAACACUGUCAUCUCUUUCUAUUCUGCUCUCCCAAGUAGCACUACAGGUUUUGAGAAUUUUAUCUAAUAUACAGGGUUACCAAGAGGGAUAUACAGGAUGAAAGUUCAAAAGGCUGACUGUUGUCUGAUUCAAAAUAAUUAGACAAAGAAAUUCACAAGAUAAAAGCUAUUGAUAUCCAUGAAUUUGAGACGGUUAAAUAAACUCGGAUAACUCUUGUCCUUCAUUAUUAACCCUGUACCACUACCUGAGUGUACAGAAAUACUUUAAAAUAUUACCUAUAAAUGUAAAUUGCAGCCAAAUGUACCUACUCCCAUAUAAUCAUGAUAUGUUACAUGAAGCUUUAGAAUAGCUUCGAUUUAAAUCAUUUUUAUGACUGUUUGCUGUAAAUUUUACUACAAGCUGUGCUGUAAACUUAAGAUUUAGAAUUCAAAGAAUUGUUAGCUUUUCAAAAAAUCGACCUCCAUAAUGAUCUUUAAUUUGUUUUUAAUUACUGAAUGAGUUCUGAUUUUUCAAUUUUUCGCUUUAA
Molecule: messenger RNA, 1753 nt
Organism: Eurytemora carolleeae
Lineage: Eukaryota; Metazoa; Arthropoda; Copepoda; Calanoida; Temoridae
Product: kelch-like protein diablo
Exons: 12
Coding region: 96-1178 (360 amino acids)
Molecular function (GO): protein binding
Source: RefSeq, a predicted model, not a curated record